Nestor notabilis (Kea) is the source of this 1305-nucleotide messenger RNA. RefSeq names its product ELOVL fatty acid elongase 4 (gene ELOVL4). Bases 1 to 897 code for a protein of 298 amino acids. Gene Ontology annotation, molecular function: fatty acid elongase activity. Gene Ontology annotation, biological process: sphingolipid biosynthetic process; very long-chain fatty acid biosynthetic process; fatty acid elongation, polyunsaturated fatty acid. The record is from RefSeq and is a predicted model, not a curated record. The transcript is spliced from 5 exons. Gene Ontology annotation, cellular component: endoplasmic reticulum membrane. NCBI's taxonomy places the organism in Eukaryota, Metazoa, Chordata, Aves, Psittaciformes, Psittacidae.
AUGCAUUUUGUUCAGCCCUUGUUGACUCCUUCUGUUUGCUUCACCCCCACAGACAAACGUGUUGAUGAUUGGCCCUUGAUGCAGUCUCCGUUUCCAACACUGACUAUAAGCACUAUUUAUCUCCUCACUGUCUGGCUGGGCCCCAAAUGGAUGAAGACAAGAGAGCCCUUCCAGUUACGUUUCCUGUUGGUUGUUUACAACUUUGGAAUGGUUCUACUCAACUUCUUCAUUUUCAAAGAGCUGUUUUUGUCAUCAAGAGCUCGAGGGUACAGCUAUGUCUGCCAGACUGUGGAUUAUUCAGAUAAUGUUUAUGAAGUCAGGAUAGCUGCUGCUUUAUGGUGGUAUUAUGUCUCUAAAGGAAUCGAAUAUUUGGAUACAGUAUUCUUCAUCCUGAGGAAGAAAUUUAACCAAAUUAGUUUCCUUCAUGUCUAUCACCAUUUUACCAUGUUCACUUUGUGGUGGAUUGGUAUUAAGUGGGUUGCAGGUGGACAAGCUUUUUUCGGAGCUCAGAUGAAUGCAUUUAUUCAUGUCAUUAUGUACAUGUAUUAUGGAUUAGCUGCCUGUGGCCCUAAAUUUCAGAAAUACCUGUGGUGGAAACGAUACUUGACUAUAUUGCAAUUGGUGCAGUUCCAUGUGACUAUUGGCCACACAGCCUUGUCUAUUUAUAUUGAUUGUCCUUUCCCUAAAUGGAUGCACUGGGGUGUAAUUUUCUAUGCUGUCACCUUCAUUUUCCUGUUUGGUAACUUCUACUAUCGGACAUAUAAGAUGCCCAAGGAACCCAUAAAGAACGGCAAAAUAGCAAAUGGUGCUGUUGCAAAUGGAGUAAGCAAACCAGAAAAUAAUGCAGUGGUGGAAAAUGGAAAAAAGCAGAAAAAGGGAAAAGCAAAAGGAGAAUAACUUGAUCCAGGCCUUAACCGUUGUUGGCAGUGAGGAACCUCAAGUUUGGUUUAUAAACAGAAGAAAAACACUAUCUGUACCAAUUAACCUUAGGUUACUGAAGAGCUAGAACACAGAUAUUUUCAUUAUUUAUGAAGAUUGUUUUAAGAACAACACUAAAGUUGAAUUUCUAUUGUAAUCAUGUCAUUACCAUGUAUAUGGUCUCUGUAAACUUGUAGACUGCUGGUGAUGGUGAAUGUAAGGAAGAACUGCAGUUGAUUCCAUGUUUAGCAGUCCAGAAGUUAAUACUACCAUUGAUACAGGCAGUUUCAUUGACACCCACAAUUCUUUGGGGAAGGGAGGGGAAGGAAGUAGCAUUUGGAUACCUGUGUUUUCUUUCCAGAAAAUUAUUAAAUUUCAACUCAUGAU